CGUCAUUUUCUUUUGUAGAAGAUUGGUGGAAAAAGAAUCCUGUCAAAUUGAAGGAGUAGUAAUCUUCCACUUCUUUGAAUCGGGAUCCGACGAUUUUGACUGACUUCUAUUAAAUUUUGCUUUCUAACUUCUAUCACACGCGUCUUGACUUUUAAUACAGCAAUUUUAUUUCCAUUUGCCAGGUCGACUGCGCAGGAAACGGUUUCGGUUUCUGCUUAUCUCUGCGUUCUUCCAUCGAUCCGUGGGCAAUCUACUGCAUAGCUGCGCAUGCUUGAGGGACAACUAACGCAGAAUGCUCCAACGUCCAAUGGCAUGGGAGGAGUAUUUUACGUCACAAAAUGGCCGGAAGAAUGCACAGAUUAAAUAACGUCGUAUGUCGUAAGUUGACAGUGUGGACGAAGAACUAAAGAUCUAGACGGAUCCUGAAUUGAGUUUGAAAUGCCCUGCGUACCAUCUUUAAGAUUUGGCACCUCCACCGAUUACAGUCGGCCGGAAGCUGGAGAGAUCAUGUCUGGUAUACUUGAGAUCUUCAAGUCGACUAGUAACCCGGGUCAGAGAAUGUUUGUCAGAGUUUAUAGAACUUCGAGCGAACAUUUCGCCGUUUUAUGCCCUCUUAGAGGAGUGUUAACGGCUUGUAGGCCGUUAGCUAGCCUUAAUUUACGUUCAUGUUCAGUGGAAGUUUUACCUGGUUCGGGUCGACAGUUUCGAGUGACACCGAGAGCCUGCGAAGGCGUGGCUUUGAUUUUUCGACUUCCCGAGACAGAUAAAUCUGCUGGAGUCGAAGAUCGAGGAAUUAAACUAUGGCUGUCGGCUUUCACUAGCCAAGAUGAAAGCAAAUCGGAAGGUAAGAAGAGGAAAUUAUCGGACCACAGGCAAUUGCUGCCAGUGGUAGUGGAGAACGACGAAGAGGAGGAAGAGCACAGGAUAUGACUGAAUGCCAGGUGUGUGCAGAACUAUUUAUUAUAAAAAUAUUUAAUUAUGUCGCCUUCCCAGAACUCGGAUUUCGAUGAAAUCACGUCGUGUAUGGUGGGUCCAACUUAUGUUUCUUAUCAUCAUCUUAUUAUUAAUAUCAUUUUCGUCUUUGAUAACAUGUGAACCGAAUCUCUCUCAUUCGAGUCUGUCAUACCGAAUCAAUUACGAUGCAUCCUUUUAUCAUUAUACGAAACAUCUUUUACACAUUUUCCUCCCAAUUUAUCCGUUCUCUUCCAAUUUUUAUUACUAUUAAUUAUAUAAACGACCAUAACUGACUAUAAAAAAAGAAGAAAACAAACUAUAAACUGAUGUGCACUGUUUCCGAUGAGAAUAUUCAGAUGAUUAAUCGUAGAGACGAAUUUGAAUUACGAAUUUAAAUUAGAAACGGAAUAUUUAUUUGAUUUUGAUUGAAGAAGAUAUUUCCUAAUCCAUCUUCUUUUAUAUUUUUUCAACCGUGUUGUUACGACAGAAAAACUUCGACUUCAUAUCCGGAUUGCAUCAACGUUCCUUCUAUUUUUUUUUCUUAUUUUUCUAUCGGGAAAAAUAUUUUAAAAGAAGUGAUUUUUUGCUCAUUCCCAAAUGGUCUCUCCUCUACAGAUUAUCUACAAUUUUUUUUUUUUGAUAAAAUUUAUUGAAUAACGGGAUAUAAACUGAAGAGGAAAGUAAUCCCUUGUAUGUCCCAACUCAACUCUUCAAAGCCUUUUUUAUUUUAUUUUUUACUUUAAACUUUGUUAAAUUGUGCAAAAAGUAAACGAAUCUUCAAUACGGAAUUUUUAUGUUAAAUUUAUUAUUGAGUAAUUUUGAAAAGACAAAAAAAAAAAGAUGAUGAUGAUAUCAUCUUUGCUCAAUGAUAUUGACAAUAUACACGUAUACACGAAUUUGAUGAAGGUUAAACCAUUUUGUAAAUAAGUGAUACUUUAUCUGUUACAUAUCUAUUCCUGAUUGUCAAUUCUAAUAUAAGCAGGAUAAAUAAUAAUAAUACUGAUAAUAAUAAUAAUAAUAAUAAUGAAUAAUGAUAAUAAUAAAAAGAAUAUUUUUACCAAAUAUUCCAUCUGUCUAAUACCGUGUGAGGACUAGAAAUUACUUAUAUUACUCGGGGUAUUGAUCUUUCUACUGUUGGAAGACGUGAUGUAAUCGACCGGUCUUUUGACUGUUGCUAAUCGCGCGGCUGUAAAAUACCCCCUCCCCUCCCCCUCCAGUUACUAUGGUAACAGUUCCGGUUCCUUCCACCAUUCAUCUACUUGGCGUUGAAAGUUCUACAAUUAACAGAGGAUAAUUUUAUUAUUCGAAUUUAUAAAUGUUAUUAAUUUCGAAGAGAAUUUAAAUUUAAUUUAGUGUUUUUUUCUAUAUAAAUUAUCUUGUGACGUCCAUAAAAGUAAUAAUUUAUGUUCCGUGAUGGUUACAACCCCGCGGUGGCUCGACCAAAUUUUAAUUAUGGAUUUUUAGACGAGACGAUAGAAAUUAAGCUCGAGACGAGAUAAU
Molecule: messenger RNA, 2454 nt
Organism: Centruroides sculpturatus (bark scorpion)
Lineage: Eukaryota; Metazoa; Arthropoda; Arachnida; Scorpiones; Buthidae
Exons: 1
Coding region: 439-930 (163 amino acids)
Source: RefSeq, a predicted model, not a curated record